AUGACAGCAUACGCAGGCCAAUUUCUUGCCGGCAAGCGCAUCAUCGUCACCGGUGGAAGUUUCGCAGUACUUUCAUUCGUAAUUGCUUUGGGGCAACUUUGGAAUUCUUCCCUCGAGCGCCCUGAAGUCACCGUACGAGCGGGACGACCCCGCGACGACGGCCUUGUAGCCAUCCAGCAAUUAGGCUUAUUAGACGAGGUUCGAAAGCAUGCUAUACUGAACGGCGGUGAUAUUCGCGUGUGGGCCGAUAACUGGAAGUGGCUUUCGUCCAUCAAUCCCACCGCAUACGGCAAUCUCCCCGCGGCUACUAUGCGCAUUACGCGAGAAGAUUUGAAGCGUAUUCUCGUGGAAAAGGCCGAGACAGCUAAUACGGAGUUUACAAGUGGCAACGGCCGCGCCACGGUCGCGGCCGUGAAAACCGAUGUAGUAGAGUGGCAGAACCCCGUAAGCGGUGAGAUAGUCGAACAAAUCACAGAACGGGAGAGCGAAAGGCCCACACGACUCGGACGACACCAACCAAUCAAGAGGCAAGCCAGCGUCGUUUAG
This is a messenger RNA of Penicillium maclennaniae, 546 nucleotides long. RefSeq lists its product as uncharacterized. The transcript has 2 exons. The coding region runs from base 1 to 546 and encodes 181 amino acids. NCBI's taxonomy places the organism in Eukaryota, Fungi, Ascomycota, Eurotiomycetes, Eurotiales, Aspergillaceae. The record is from RefSeq and is a predicted model, not a curated record.